Messenger RNA from Eimeria mitis, 2223 nucleotides. RefSeq names its product ATP-dependent RNA helicase, putative. The transcript has 10 exons. The coding region runs from base 1 to 2223 and encodes 740 amino acids. Gene Ontology annotation, biological process: ubiquitin-dependent protein catabolic process. Gene Ontology annotation, molecular function: RNA binding; ATP binding; RNA helicase activity. The record is from RefSeq and is a predicted model, not a curated record. NCBI's taxonomy places the organism in Eukaryota, Apicomplexa, Conoidasida, Eucoccidiorida, Eimeriidae. Gene Ontology annotation, cellular component: proteasome core complex; proteasome core complex, alpha-subunit complex.
AUGUCGGAAGGCCAGUAUUCCUUCAGCCUCACGACCUUCUCCCCCAGCGGAAAGCUGGUGCAAAUUGAAUACGCUCUGAACCGCGUACAGCAGGGCUCCCCUGCUCUGGGUAUAAAGGCAAAGAACGGAGUUGUAUUAGCAGCAGAAAAAAAACUCCCAACUCCUCUUCUUGAACCAGAAACCAUCAACAAAGUAGAUAUCUUCACGCCAUCCGUCGGCUGCGUCUAUGCAGGAAUGCCUGCUGAUUUCAGAGUUGUAUUAAAGAAAGGCCGAAAAGAAGCUGCUGCAUAUGAACUUUAUUAUAAAACACCCAUGCCGACGAACCAGCUGGUGCAGGGGGUGGCCUCCGUCAUGCAAGAAUACACCCAAAGCGGGGGCGUUCGUCCCUUUGGAAUUUCUCUGCUCGUUGCGGGGUACGAUGACUGCGGCCCGCAGCUGUAUCAAGUGGACCCCAGCGGUGCUUACUUUGGCUGGAAGGCCUCCGCCAUUGGCCGCGAUAUGCAAAAUGCAAAAACAUUUCUAGAAAAAAGGCUGGCGGCUGACGGCCAUGUAUGCGUUUUGCAGUUAUCUACAGUAUUGGUGCAAGCUCCUGAAAGGACUCGGGCAUGGAUGUACGUGGCGUUGCCUUGCAGCGCGAGCCGUAGUAAGGCGCGCUACAACUCAUGGCCGGCAUCCCCCUCUCCUCACCAGCUCCAAGCCCUUAGGCUGCUGCAGCCAGGACGGCUGGAGCCUGUCGAGGAGGCAGCAGCAACCGCGGCGGCAGCAGCAGCAGCAGCAGCAGCAGCAGCAGCAGCAGCAGCACCUCCUCCUCAGACACCUCCCCUGUUGAAAAUGGCGGCUCUCGAGCAAAACCCCGCCGACGAAUUGGUUGAUUAUGAGGAAGAUGAACAGCAAAACGACCAAAAGGAGAAGGGUGUGGGCGAGGAAGCUGUAGGCCGCGGCAACUACGUCUCUAUCCACGCCAGCGGCUUUCGCGAUUUUUUCCUCAAGCCAGAGCUCCUGAGAGCUAUUGGUGAUGCGGGCUUUGAGCAUCCGUCUGAAGUGCAGCACGAGACGAUCCCCCACGCGAUAACGGGUGUAGACAUUCUGUGUCAGGCGAAGAGUGGAAUGGGGAAGACAGCAGUAUUUGUGUUGUCUAUCCUGCAGCAGCUGAACGUAGACUCAGCAGCAGCAGCAGGUACAGGUGCUGCAACAAAGCGUACUGGUGGGGAGGCCACCGAGGGAUCUGCUGCAACAGCAGCAGCAUCAUCAACAGACUCUGCUGCUGUGCCUGGGGUUAUGUGUUUGGGUCUUGCGCAUACACGCGAGUUAGCGUUUCAGAUAAAAAACGAAUUUGAGCGUUUCAGCAAAUAUUUAAAACACGUCAAGUGUGAAGUUGUCUACGGCGGGGUCCCCAUACAGAAGAAUAUCGAGCUGCUAGCUGACCCCAAGCGUGUUCCUUCUAUCCUCAUCGGCACCCCAGGCAGAGUCCUCGCGCUGCUGAAAGGCAAACACCUUGACCCCAGUAAAAUCGCUCAUUUCGUUCUAGACGAAUGCGAUAAAUGUCUGGAGAAGCUGGAUAUGCGCAAAGACGUUCAGUCUAUUUUCGUCUCUACACCAAAGAAAAAACAAGUCAUGUUCUUCUCGGCGACGAUGGGGAGGGAGAUGCGCGCGGUUUGCAAGAGGUUUAUGCAGAAUCCAGUGGAGGUGUUCAUCGACGACGAGAGCAAGCUGACGCUUCAUGGUUUGUUGCAGUAUUACGUAAAGCUGGCGGAGGCAGACAAAAACCGCAGACUAAAUGAUUUAUUGGAUUCUCUCGAGUUUAAUCAAGUCAUUAUUUUCGUGAAAUCCGUCUCGAGAGCUCAGGCACUCAACAAGCUGCUCACCGAGUGCAACUUCCCCUCUAUAGCCAUUCAUGCAGGACUGGAUCAGGAGGAAAGGAUCAGCCGCUACCAGCAAUUCAAAAACUUCGAGAAGCGUAUUAUGGUCGCCACGGACCUCUUCGGACGCGGAAUUGAUAUUGAACGCGUAAACAUCGUUGUCAACUACGAUAUGCCCGAGAGCAGCGACUCAUACCUCCACAGGGUUGGCCGCGCUGGCCGCUUCGGCACCAAGGGGCUGGCGGUGACCUUCGUAGCAAGCCAGGAGGACACGAACGUGUUGAACGAUGUACAGACGCGUUUCGAAGUUCACAUUCCGGAGAUGCCAGCAACAAUUGAUGCUUCUCAGUACAUCAACCAAUGA